UAUUAUUUUGCAUUGUAAACAUAAAUUGGGUAAGGUUGAAAAUCAUACUUUCAGCGCUUCCAUUUGAUUGGUUUUAGGGCAAUUGCAUUUGUGCAGUGUUGCCUUUCACCACGUUUACAUAGCUCUCUUGUGUAGCAUUGUCUUUAAGAUUUACUGGUUUUAAAAUAUGGACAGCAGUUUAUGGCGGGAAUCACCAGACAAUAGUAUUAUUGCUCAUCCAAAACAUCUCGAGUCAUUGCGUAGAUCUUUCAAUCUGCGGUUAAGUGCUUCAAAUGCUCGUUUGUGAACCAUUGUGCAUUAAUGAUGAUUUUCGGUGCUUAUAAAACUUGCAAAUGAAUACAUUUGGAAGCAGUCUUAUUAAAGUUUUUAAUGAGUUCCACUUUAAAGGAAGAUUUUAAGAGAUAACAUAUAUCGAAUGAAUAAAGACGCAUUUGGGUGUUAAAUUACGUUUUUUAAAUCUUCUUUAAGUGGGGAGUCUGCUUUAGAAGCUUAAAAAAAUCGAUUUUUUUCUUGAUUAAAUCUCUUUAAAAAUUAUCUAGGAAUAUGCCCCCAAAGUUAUAAAUGGUAAUUCGAAAUAAAAAAAAUAAAUUUGAACAUACGUUUAAACAACAUAAAGUACAAUUUUUUUGGUAAAAAACCACUUUCAAGUUUUGGGAAAUUUUGGAAUUAUACACUUUUUUAAUUUUCUUAGUUCAACAAGAACAUUAGUUAUUAACAAAUAUGAAUCUCUUUGAUUUUUUUUGUUUGCGCUAGAAUUUACGGCCUGCAUACUGCCAUUUUUUCCAAAACUCAAUAAUUAAGACAUUUCGUGUUUUAUAAUAUGUUUUCCCCUUUUCGGCCCUGUCGUAGAAUCCGACUUGGAAUUGGUUUUUGCCGGAAAUGAAAACCGAUAUCGGUUUCAUUUGGUGUCGCGAAAUUCUAUCGGAAUAAGCUUUUUUCGAACAUGAGCAAAACCGAUAUUCAAAUCAGCUGUUCCAUUGAUGUGUUAAAUUAAAUUUACGCUUAUUUGUAAACAAUAGAGCAUUUUUAAAUUAUUUGAACUGUUUUGUGAAAAUUCAAAGAAAAUAACUGAAAUAUAUUAUGGCAGCUGCAAUUGCCAUAUUACUUAUGAUGGAGGAGGAGCAGCAACACAGUUUAAAGCGGCGAAUAUUGCGAGAUAAGAGCAACCCUCUCGAGCUGCCGGAGUCAACAUUUAUUGCUCAAUAUCGCUUAAACAAAGAAGCUUUUGUUAUGGUAUUGGACAAAAUUCAGCCACGCUUACGUUCAUCGACGAUUCCCGCAGUACUUCAACUUGCUGCAACGCUUCGUUUUGUGGCCGAAGGCGCAUAUCAGCGAUCAGUGGGAAAUGAUGCAAACAUAAGUAUGGCAAGAAGCACUAUAUCUGAAGUGCUAACACGAGUGAUAAAAACAUUAGAACAUUCUAUAUGUAAUCAAUGGAUACAACUUGCAAUGGGAGCCAGUGAAAAACAAUACUCCAAAGACUAUUUUUAUAACAAAUAUAGAAUUCCUGGCAUCAUUGGCUGCAUCGAUGGAACACAUAUUAAAGUUAUAAAGCCUUCCACUGAUGAACACCUCUACUUUAAUAGAAAAGGAUUCUUCAGUAUGAACGCUAUGAUUGUUUGCGACAGUAAUAUGACGAUUCGUGCAGUAGAUGCAAGGUAUCCUGGAUCCAGUCAUGAUGCGUUUGUUUGGAGCAUAAGCACCGUUCGACAGCACUUUCUUAGGGAGUACGAAAUUGGCGAUCGAACUUCCAGGUUACUAGGAGACAGUGGAUAUGGUAUUGAACCGUUCUUGUUAACUCCAUACAGAGAUUCUGAGUACGGCUCACCGCAAAAUACUUUUAACAGGGCUCAUUCUUCGGCACGCAAUGUGAUUGAAAGAACGAUAGGCCUUUUAAAAAGUCGCUUUCGAUGCUUACAAGUGUAAGCAUUGCAGUCUGCCUUUAUACUAUCGCCACGAUCCAGCAUCUGAUGUUACAUUUAUUAUUCGAGGCUCGUUAGUUCGCAAAAAGACGGAAAAUUUUCUUGAGUCAGAAGAAGUAAUGACAGCCGAUUCAUCUAUUGAGGGUGUUGGAUUUGGUAC
Messenger RNA from Bactrocera neohumeralis, 2082 nucleotides. RefSeq names its product STING ER exit protein. The record is from RefSeq and is a predicted model, not a curated record. The coding region runs from base 1081 to 1926 and encodes 281 amino acids. Lineage: Eukaryota; Metazoa; Arthropoda; Insecta; Diptera; Tephritidae. The transcript is spliced from 4 exons.